GCAUGAUAAAGAAUGGCCUGGAUCCUCUGACGAUUGUCGUAUGAUGUAGCGUGGUUUAGAACUGUUUACUCUUCCGAGAAAUAGAUUCAGAACCCAGCAGUCACCAAUAUGUCGGGCUGGAAGCACGCGUUUGCCCUCUCGAAGGCUGACGUCAAAGACGCCACACCGCCCGGAACGGUUGUGUUGAUUGAGCAUCAUACAGAUAAAACAGACCCAGAAACUGCACAGUCCCAGGGGGAUGGCGAUGUCACUCUUCGAUUUCCAAGACCUUCGGCAGAUCCUGCAGAUCCACUCAACUGGGCAACAUGGCGAAAACACGGGGUACUUCUCGUCGUGUCGUUAUACGCGCUGGUCGCAAAUUUUACAUCCUCCAGCAUCGCUCCAGGACUGCAGCUAUGGAUGAUGAACUAUCCACAAGACCCGAGAUCCUUCUCGGUCUUGGUUAGACUAGUAGCUGUCAAUGUGUUGAUGAUGGGAGGUGGCAAUAUCUGGUUCGUGCCACUAUCGAAUAUUCUCGGUCGACGACCAGUACUCAUUGCAUCGACGUUGAUGUUGACGCUUUGCACCAUGUGGUGCGGUCUUGCUACGAACUAUGAUUCUCUUUUGGCUGCCCGUAUAUUCCAAGGAAUGGCCAGCGCCGCUGCGGACACGGUUGCGCCGGCUUUGAUUGGUGAUGUGUACUUCAUGGAUGAGCGCGGACGAGCAAUGACGGUGUACACCGUCUGCCUCGUUAUUGGACCCAUCAUUGGAGGUAUCGCGGGUGGUUAUAUCGCGUUCACGAUCGGAUGGUUUUAUGUCUUCUGGAUCGGGUGUGCGUUAUCGGCAGCAGUCUUUGUAGGCACAGUGCUGUUCGUCCCCGAGACGCUCUACACACGGUUUUCGACGCCACCGACUGGCGCGGAGCUCACGUACGGAGCUCCCCCGAAGGAUGGUGCAACUCAUCUCGAGCGGACGCCAACACACGCAACCGUGACUGACUACAAGCCGUAUACGUUCGCCCGAUCGCUCGGCUUCAUGAAACCCGCCGGUGGCUGGGCGCACCACUUCAUCCAGCCCUGGCGCACCCUUGGGCUGCCAGGUACGUGGGUGGUGAUGCUUCACUACGGUGGCUUGGUCGGCGGUAUCGUGACCAUCUCCACCAUUGGUCCCCAGAUUGUUGCUGCGCCUCCAUAUCUCUGGGGCGCCAAUUCUGGGCUGAUCAAUAUUGGAGCUCUGAUCGGUUCCAUCCUGGGUGCCAUAUACACCUAUCUGCUGUCCGACUCUCGCUUGAAGAGCCAGGCUAAGCAUGAGAGUCACGGAUACGCAGAGCCAGAGAGUCGUCUGCCUACCAUGUUCCCAGCGCUCUUGAUUGCGACAGCCGGUUUCCUCACCUUCGGCUUCUGCGCCCAGAAUCCUUCGAUCAAAGGCUGGGUCGGGCUGGAGUUUGGCUAUGGUAUGAUCUCGUUUGGACUGAUGCAAGUGCCGUCGAUUGGUUUCAACUAUUUGAUCGACUCCUAUUCGUCCCUUGCUGCAGACUGUUUUGUUAUGGUCACCAUCCUGCGUGCAAUCAUCGCGUUUGCCUGGACAUUUUUCGUGUCGGAAUGGAUAGCAGAGGAUGGGGCAGCUGAAGCUUUUGGAAUCUUCGGCAUGCUUAUGGGCAUUUUUGGUCUUCUUACCGUGCCGUUGUGGUUAUAUGGUAAGCGGAUGAGGAUUGCGACCGCGUCGGUAUUCGGAUACUAAGUGUUGGGCAUGGAGCUUCGAUGAAAGAGCAAAUGGGAUCGAUCAUUAAUGACAACUUAAUUGGAGCGAAGGGAUUGGAAACCGAACCGAGCCCAUGAUGUGAUCAAGUUGUCCUUUUCCAUCCGAUAAUGUCAUAAACAUGUUUGGCCACAACGCCAACCAGAGACCAACCCAUGCAUCCAAG
This is a messenger RNA of Truncatella angustata, 1903 nucleotides long. Its product is annotated as major facilitator superfamily transporter. Lineage: Eukaryota; Fungi; Ascomycota; Sordariomycetes; Amphisphaeriales; Sporocadaceae. Gene Ontology annotation, molecular function: transmembrane transporter activity. The record is from RefSeq and is a predicted model, not a curated record. Bases 109 to 1719 code for a protein of 536 amino acids. Gene Ontology annotation, biological process: transmembrane transport. The transcript is spliced from 5 exons.